CCAUGGGCGACAUGUCCCGCAGCCUCCGUCCCCGACCCUGUUCAAAAGGGCGCACCCCCGCCCAAGGUGGUGCCCUGCCAUCUUCGCCCCGCCGUUUCCUCCUUCACCAGCGAUCACCAGCCUUCUCUUCUGCCUCGCCAUGAGCUCCAUUACCAAGACCACGCGAGCUGCCCCUGCUGCCGCCCCCCGAGCCAGGAAGAGGCGCGCUACUGCCCCAACCUUAGUCCAGCCCGAACCCGUACCCGAGCCCGUCAACGCCCCGAGCACUUCCGACCGUCCCGUCGCUACCGAGGCUCUUGUCGCCCCCCGAUCCAGGAAUAGCCGCGAUGCUACCCCAGCCCUGCUCGAGUCCCUCAACGACUCGACACCUUACGAUCCUCCCGUCGAAGAAUCGAGCGCUUCUGAUGCUCCCGUUGACACCGAUGAUCUCGCCACUCUCAGCCACGAGAUCGAUACCGCCAGCCUUGCGCUACCCGAUGCAGAUGCCGUCGAUCAAGUGCAACAGCCAGCCACCAAGGUGAAGAGGCUCCGUCGCCAGGCGGUUCCGAAGCCUGCUGGUGCCGUGAUUUUUCGUGGUCAUCCACUUCUCGAGCCCUAUCCUCAAACCAAUGCGGAUGGAACAGUGAACCCGAUCAUCGUUUUGGAUUCCUCUCAGCGACAGAUCCAGCGUACCCAACUUGGCCCGCUUCACAAAGUCACCAUCGGGAAAGACCAAAUCUUCUGCGAUGCUCGAGAGGCCAUUGCACUGUCCGACGAUCGAAAAUUUGAAGCAUACGACAGAAGUCGUGAUUCGGAAGACGAUAUUUCAACAAGGAACUCGAUCAAGAAAAAAUGGGGUGAUUCUCUCCAUUUUGUUCGAGCUGUUUAUGUAAAGUUCGACGGCGAUAGGGCGAUUUACCCUUUCGUUGACGAUCGGGGUUUAAUGCAGAUAAUCAGUCGUGGGAAAGGUGUGCGUUGUAGAAAAUUGAGGGAAACACAUAAUGAGGACUUGAUCAAGGUUUAUGGGAGAGAUAUGAGGAUGCUUGCCCAAUUGCAAGCACGCUUUGACCUCCAAGAUCAGAGGGAUGACGUGAGCCAGAAUGAGGAUGCUAUUUUUUUGACUGGAGUGAAAUCCAGAGAAUAAACACGAAUCGUACCGAUCGAUAGCCUGUGUGCCGGGUGAACCGUACCGAUCGAUAGCCUGUGUGCCGGGCAAACCGUACCGAUGGAUAGCCUGUGUGCCGGGCAAACCGUACCGAUCGAUAGUCUGUGUGCCGGGCAAACCGUACCGAUGGAUAGCCUGUGUGCCGGGCAAAC
Messenger RNA from Polychytrium aggregatum, 1296 nucleotides. RefSeq lists its product as uncharacterized. The transcript has a single exon. Bases 140 to 1123 code for a protein of 327 amino acids. Lineage: Eukaryota; Fungi; Chytridiomycota; Chytridiomycetes; Polychytriales. The record is from RefSeq and is a predicted model, not a curated record.